UGUGGGCGACUCGGCUAAUGGCGUCGGCGAGUCUGGAGGGCUUGGGGAGCGAGCGCUGAAGCUUUUUGCCAGGUUGGCUGGUGACGAACUGUGUGGCCGGAUCCCGCGGCCGCGGGACGGACCUGCCCACCUUGUGGGCUCCUCGGCCGGAGCCGGCGGAGCCUAGCAGGGCGGGGCGACUGCGGGGGGCGCCUCGGAUAGGAGACGCGAGAGUUGCGAGAAGGCUGCGGGGGGCGCUCGGGUACGCUCCGGGUUCGCAGCCCAGGCCGGGCCGAGCCCCGCGGAGCCCAGGCGGCGGGCUGCGGAAGGGCCAGGGACGCCAGGAGGGAACUGCCUGUCGCCCCAAGGAGCUGACAGUGCUGGAGUUCGUUUGCGCCGCUCAGAUACUGAAUUGUAGUUUGGUGGAUCAUGUCCGGCACCAACAGCCCCGAGGCGGUGAAAAAGCUGCUGGAGAAUAUGCAGAGCGAUUUACGGGCCCUGUCCCUGGAAUGCAAAAAGAAAUUCCCACCUGUCAAAGAGAUUUACGAGUCGGUGGGUUGUACCAUAAGCGCGUUUUAUCGUUUCCUUUGAAGACGACUGGGGCGCUUUGAUUUUGUCUACUCCUGGUCCUCAGCAUUUAGGAGUGAACUUCGCGGAAUGAGCCGAUUCAGCUAAUUCAGCUGGAUGUAUCUUAUCCUCGCCUCUUCUGGCCUUUUUCAAACUUGGAACUAGCCAAGCCAGAAUUGAAAAACUUAGGCUGCUGAAUCAGGAAUAAUAAAAGUUAAAACAAUAGCUGCACGAAACACCGAAAUUUUGGCAGGAUAAAAACUACAAUUAUGCAGUGAAACUGCUCAGAGCAAGGAAACCCCUAGGAUAUGGGGACCUGCUGGACCUCUUCCAGCCUUGAAAGAAAACAGCUCAGAGGUUGUUCAGCCGUUUCUAAUGGGUUGUGGAACCAAGGAGCCAAAGAUUACUCAGCUGUGUUUGGCCGCCAUUCAGAGACUCAUGUCACAUGAAGUCGUGUCUGAGACUGCAGCUGGAAAUAUAAUUAAUAUGCUUUGGCAGCUAAUGGAAAACAGUCUUGAAGAACUUAAGCUACUUCAAACAGUUCUUGUUCUUUUAACAACCAAUACAGUAGUUCAUGAUGAAUCACUCUCUAAGGCAAUUGUUCUUUGUUUUCGACUACACUUCACAAAAGAUAAUAUUACAAAUAAUACAGCUGCUGCUACAGUGCGACAAGUUGUUACUGUUGUUUUUGAGAGGAUGGUUGCUGAAGAUGAACGACACAGAGAUAUUAUAGAACAGCCAGUACUGGUCCAAGGAAAUAGUAACAGAAGAUCUGUCAGCACCCUCAAACCUUGUGCUAAAGAUGCAUAUAUGCUUUUCCAGGACCUUUGUCAAUUGGUUAAUGCUGAUGCCCCUUACUGGCUAGUAGGCAUGACAGAAAUGACUCGAACAUUUGGCCUUGAAUUGCUUGAGUCAGUCCUGAAUGAUUUUCCACAGGUCUUUUUACAACACCAAGAGUUUAGUUUCCUUCUCAAAGAAAGGGUAUGUCCUCUUGUGAUAAAACUCUUUUCUCCAAAUAUAAAGUUCAGACAAGGUUCCGGCUCUUCAUCUUCUCCGGCACCAGUUGAAAAACCGUAUUUCCCUAUCUGCAUGCGUUUGCUGAGAGUAGUAUCUGUUCUAAUUAAGCAAUUUUACAGCCUUUUGGUAACUGAAUGUGAGAUAUUUCUGUCACUUCUGGUGAAAUUUCUGGAUGCAGAUAAACCACAAUGGUUACGAGCUGUUGCAGUAGAAUCAAUACACAGACUCUGUGUGCAGCCUCAGCUCUUAAGGUCAUUUUGUCAGUCCUAUGAUAUGAAACAGCAUUCUACCAAGGUUUUUCGUGACAUUGUGAAUGCCCUGGGAUCUUUUAUACAGUCGUUGUUUCUUGUCCCUCCUACUGGAAAUCCUGCUACAACAAACCAAGCUGGAAACAAUAACUCAGGUGGCCCCGUCUCAGCACCAGCUAACUCAGGAAUGUUGGGGAUUGGUGGUGUUACCUUGCUACCAGCAUUUGAAUAUAGAGGAACUUGGAUACCUAUUCUAACUAUAACAGUACAAGGCAGUGCAAAAGCCACCUACCUAGAGAUGUUGGACAAAGUUGAGCCCCCAACUAUACCAGAAGGUUAUGCUAUGUCUGUGGCAUUCCAUUGUUUGCUUGACCUAGUACGUGGAAUCACUAGUAUGAUUGAAGGAGAGUUAGGAGAGGUUGAAACAGAAUAUCAGACUACCACUGAAGCAGCUUCUUCACCAACACAGUCAUCAGAACAGCAAGAAUUACAGUCAACAUCAGACCAAAUGGAUAAGGAAAUAGUUAGUAGAGCUGUUUGGGAAGAAAUGGUGAAUGCCUGCUGGUGUGGUUUACUUGCUGCUCUCUCACUCCUCCUUGAUGCCAGCACAGAUGAAGCUGCCACUGAGAAUAUUUUAAAAGCUGAAUUGACUAUGGCUGCUCUUUGUGGAAGACUGGGCCUUGUAACUUCAAGAGACGCCUUUAUAACUGCAAUAUGCAAAGGUUCCCUGCCUCCCCAUUAUGCUCUUACUGUACUGAAUACCACCACUGCAGCCACACUUUCCAACAAAUCAUAUUCCAUUCAGGGCCAAAGUGUUAUGAUGAUAAGUCCAUCAAGUGAAUCUCACCAGCAAGUUGUGGCAGUGGGUCAACCUCUCGCAGUCCAGCCUCAAGGGACAGUAAUGCUCACUUCCAAAAAUAUCCAGUGUAUGAGGACUUUACUUAACUUGGCACACUGCCAUGGAGCUGUGCUUGGAACAUCAUGGCAACUUGUCUUGGCAACUCUACAGCAUCUUGUAUGGAUUCUGGGAUUGAAGCCUAGUAGUGGUGGUGCCUUGAAACCUGGGAGAGCUGUAGAAGGACCCAGUACAGUUCUGACAACAGCAGUGAUGACAGAUUUACCAGUGAUAUCCAAUAUACUUUCAAGAUUGUUUGAAAGCUCACAGUAUCUUGAUGACGUAUCAUUGCACCAUUUAAUAAAUGCACUUUGCUCCUUAUCCCUAGAAGCAAUGGAUAUGGCCUAUGGAAAUAAUAAGGAACCAUCUCUUUUUGCUGUUGCCAAAUUGUUAGAAACAGGUCUAGUUAACAUGCACCGAAUAGAAAUUCUUUGGAGACCUCUAACUGGCCAUCUACUUGAGGUCUGCCAGCAUCCAAACUCUCGAAUGAGAGAAUGGGGAGCAGAAGCUUUAACUUCACUUAUUAAAGCAGGAUUAACAUUUAACCAUGAUCCUCCACUUUCACAAAACCAGAGGCUGCAGUUGCUUUUAUUGAACCCAUUAAAGGAGAUGUCCAGUAUUAACCAUCCAGAUAUCCGACUCAAGCAAUUAGAAUGUGUGCUGCAGAUUCUUCAGAGUCAGGGAGACAGUCUUGGACCUGGAUGGCCAUUAGUGCUUGGAGUCAUGGGAGCAAUCAGAAAUGAUCAAGGAGAAUCCUUGAUACGAACUGCAUUCCAGUGUCUUCAGUUGGUCGUGACAGAUUUUCUACCAACAAUGCCUUGUACGUGCCUGCAGAUUGUUGUAGAUGUUGCAGGUAGCUUUGGACUUCAUAACCAAGAACUUAAUAUUAGUUUGACUUCAAUAGGUUUAUUGUGGAAUAUUUCAGAUUAUUUUUUCCAAAGAGGAGAAACUAUUGAAAAAGAAUUAAAUAAAGAAGAGGCAGCACAGCAAAAGCAGGCAGAAGAGAAAGGAGUUGUUUUAAAUCGGCCUUUCCAUCCUGCACCACCUUUUGAUUGCUUGUGGUUGUGUCUUUAUGCAAAAUUGGGUGAACUCUGUGUGGACCCCCGUCCUGCUGUGAGGAAGAGUGCAGGACAAACUCUGUUUUCAACAAUUGGUGCACAUGGAACUUUAUUACAGCACUCAACGUGGCACACUGUUAUUUGGAAGGUUCUCUUUCAUCUACUGGACCGAGUUCGGGAGUCUUCUACUACUGCAGACAAAGAAAAGAUUGAGUCUGGAGGUGGCAAUAUUCUCAUUCAUCAUUCAAGGGACACAGCAGAGAAGCAGUGGGCAGAGACCUGGGUUUUAACAUUGGCCGGAGUAGCAAGAAUCUUUAACACUAGAAGAUAUUUACUGCAACCUUUAGGAGAUUUUUCAAGAGCAUGGGAUGUUCUUCUUGACCAUAUACAGUCAGCAGCACUCAGCAAAAACAACGAAGUAUCUCUGGCUGCACUGAAAAGCUUCCAGGAAAUUUUACAGAUUGUGUCCCCCAUCAGAGACUCAGAUAAGCCCGAGACACCACCUGUAGUUAAUGUACCUGUGCCUGUCCUUAUAGGGUCCAUAUCAGGCCCUGGCCUGAGCAGGCCAUUUGUAAGAACAGAUUCCGUUGGAGAGAGACUUGGAAGAUAUAGUAGCUCUGAGCCACCCAUAGUUACCGAUGAACUUGAAGAUUUGAAUCUCUGGUGGGCUGCCUGGAAUACCUGGUAUAGAAUCGGAUCGGAAAGCACUAAGCCUCCUGUUACUUUUGACAAACUGACUUUCAUUCCCAGCCAGCCUUUCCUUACAGCUUUAAUUCAGAUAUUUCCAGCUCUCUAUCAACACAUAAAAACUGGUUUCAACAUGGAUGACUUGCAAAAGCUGGGAGUCAUAUUGCAUAGUGCUGUGUCAGUCCCAAUAAGUUCAGAUGCAUCCCCUUUCAUUCUUCCAUCUUAUACUGAAGCAGUUUUGACAAGUUUACAGGAAGCUGUGCUUACAGCUUUAGACGUUCUCCAAAAGGCCAUCUGCGUGGGGCCAGAAAACAUGCAGAUAAUGUAUCCAGCUAUAUUUGACCAGUUACUGGCAUUUGUGGAAUUUUCCUGUAAACCUCCACAGUAUGGACAGCUAGAAACCAAGCACAUUGCAAAUGCAAAAUAUAAUCAGAUCCAACUAUUUGCACCGGCGGAAUGGGUAGCCUUGAAUUAUGUACCAUUUGCUGAAAGGUCUUUAGAAGUAGUUGUGGAUUUAUACCAAAAAACAGCCUGUCACAAAGCAGUCGUGAAUGAGAAGGUACUCCAGAAUAUUAUUAAGACACUUAGGGUUCCUCUCAGUUUGAAAUAUUCCUGCCCUUCUGAAAGCACAUGGAAAUUAGCAGUAUCUUCUCUCCUCAAAGUUCUUUCUAUUGGGUUACCUGUUGCCCGGCAGCAUGCUUCUUCUGGAAAAUUUGACAGUAUGUGGCCAGAACUAGCCAACACUUUUGAAGACUUUCUCUUUACUAAAAGCAUACCUCCAGAUAAUCUCUCUAUUCAAGAAUUUCAAAGAAAUGAAAGUAUUGAUGUUGAGGUAGUUCAGCUUAUCAGCACUGAGAUACUACCUUAUGCCAAUUUUAUUCCUAAGGAAUUUGUCGGUCAGAUAAUGACUAUGCUUAAUAAGGGCUCAAUACAUUCUCAGUCAUCUUCAUUUACAGAAGCAGAGAUUGAUAUUCGUUUGAGAGAGGAAUUUUCUAAAAUGUGUUUUGAAACACUGCUCCAGUUUUCCUUCAGUAACAAAGUCACAACACCUCAAGAAGGCUACAUCUCACGAAUGGCACUCUCAGUGCUUUUAAAGAGAUCUCAAGAUGUGCUUCAUCGUUAUAUAGAGGAUGAAAGAUUAAGUGGUAAAUGCCCUCUUCCAAGGCAACAAGUAACAGAAAUCAUAUUUGUUUUAAAAGCGGUCAGUACUCUCAUUGAUUCACUUAAGAAAACUCAGCCUGAGAAUGUUGAUGGAAAUACCUGGGCACAAGUGAUUGCUUUAUACCCAACUUUAGUAGAAUGCAUCACCUGCUCAUCUGCAGAAGUCUGCUCUGCACUUAAAGAGGCACUAGUUCCUUUUAAGGAUUUCAUGCAACCACCAGCAUCCAAAGUUCAAAAUGGAGAAUCUUGACCAGCUACAAUAAUUUUAAAGAAGAAAGCUAUCUCAAGAAUGUUUGAUCCUCAGUGAGUCUUCUAUGAGAAGGACAUUUCUUACUACAAACAAUUCUUGGCAGCUGGUGUUGGCCUCCUUUAAAUUACACUUACCUGAGUUCAAUAAUUCAUUUUACAAGCUUACAUGUCAACAAAGGCUCCUGAAUGAGUAGCAGUGGAAGCCUUUAGUAAGUUAAGCUGAUGGAGAGUUAAUACUACAUCAUACCUGCUACUUUAUCUUCAACUGGUGAUUUAAAAGUGAGCUUAUGUACAGUUUGUGGUGUAUGUGUUAACGAUGUACUUUUUAAAAAGAAAGAAAAGAUAUUUCAUUCAGUCAGAUUUAUUAGGCUGGUGUUUUUGCACCCUUUUUCAAGUAUAAAAUUGUACUAAAAUUUUAUGCAAGAUGGUACUGUAACAUUCCAUAUUAUCUAUAACCAGCCUUUGUAAACAAAGGGAACUGAUAAACUUGUGUGUAUAAUAAAUGGUACAGUUCUGUAUAAAAUAGUUGCAUUUAUUGUUUAAAUUUUUAAAAUAUUGAUAAUGUUAAAUGCUUGAAGCUGUAUUUAUUAUUAAUACAAAAUUGUUUGCUUACAUUUUUACUUAUAAUUUGCCUUCUUAAGCAGCAGGUAUGCUCACCAUAUGAUCAUGCAGUUAUCUCAGUGCUUAUUUUAAAUGUAUUUACCAGUGACUAUUAAACAUCUGACCAGAAAGGUCAUGUGAACACAGCAGCAAAUAGUUUAUGAUUUGCUGAUUUUGCAACUUUGAAGUAUAAGUUAUUAACUAAAUACAUUGGGAUAUAUUGUAGCGCUCUGAAUCCAUCAUACCUCAUUUCUUUAAAUAUCUUUCCCAGCUUUCACAUAAAUCUGUCUGUUUUUAUAUUUGGUGUCUGAAUUUUAAAGACUUUUCAUAUUAUAUUUCUACUGAUUUUUUUCCCCCCACUGACUAAGCAUUUAUCACUGUCUUUGAAUUAUGACCCAGGCAAGAUGAUUCCAGAUUUCCAAAUUUUGCCUGUGAAGUUUUGUUCAUUUUAGUGUUUCAUUUUGUAAUGUCUUCUCAAGAAGAAAAAUAACUAUGCUAACCCAUAAAUAUAAAAUGUGUGUGUAUUCUAAAACAAUGAGAAGUGUAUUUUUGGAGAUAGUGAAAAAUUUAGAAGUACAGUAAACUUUCUGUCAUGGAGUAAAUUGCUAAUUUUGUUUCACUUUCCUCUCUUAGUGAAGAAGAAAAAUGCUCUUGAGUACAUUAACUUGUUUCUUAAAAAACUAAUUUAGCUUACUGUAUUUUUUAUUUAAUGGAUUAUUAUAUUAUCAUAUUUUUCUUAAAUUUUCGUAAACGUGAAGAUGCAAAGAUGUUUAAAACAAUGAUUAAGAAAUCAUAAUGGUUUCAGUAUUAUGUUAGUGUGCUGGAAGGCCUUUGAUGUUAAUAGAAUUUAUACAUUUCAGCCACUCAAAUAAUUAUAAAACUAGAAGAUAUUAGAAUUGAGUAAUAGAUGAGAUACAAUUUUGAGGCUAUUGUAAUUUUGUAAGUAUUUAAUUUGCACUAUUAUCUGUAAACAUGGUAAGGUCUUUUUUGGAGGGGAUAUUAUUUUUAUUUAUCUGAAUUAAUGAAUUUCUGUUUUAUAAUUUCACCUAAAAUUAGGGUAAAAUAUGGCAUUUCCUAGAUUCUAUCUUCAGCAUUUUCCUUAAAGUUGUAAAAAAAAAAAAAAAAAUCAAGCUGUGUAUUUAGUUUAUUUCCUAUAUUUGGAUAUGUUAAAUUGAGGAUUAGAAAAAUCUGAAUAUCACUGAUAGACUAAUGAAAUAGAAUAACAAGGGUAGUAUGCCAUUUAAGUAACAUGUUAAAAAUAUUGCCAUGAAUUUACAUGAAGUGAAAAUGUUUAUUCUUGAGAAAUAAUAGAUCAAUUGCAAUCAUAAAAAUUAUUCUUCAGUGAAAGUUAAACAUGAAUCAAAGGUAUAUAGCAUACAUUUAUAUAAAUUGAAUAGCUUUAGCUAAUAUCAUAUUAGCUUUCAAUAUCAGGACCAUUCCCUACAGAUCAAAGCAUAAAUGUGUUAAUACCAUAUAAUAUGGUAAUCAGUGCCAGUCUUAGUGACAAGCAAAGUGGACUGCCCCCUUGGUGAUAUAAUUUUACAGGUUUUUUCUCCCAGAAUAUUUCCUGCCACCCCCAGGAGUCACUACCAGCAAUUCAUUCCCUUGAGUCAAACAUUCCUCUUAGGCUGCAUUUUCUAAAAUAUCCUGAUCCCUGGGGAGGUUAACACAGUGCCCUUGUUUUGUUAGUAUGAAGUGGGUUCUCUAGUGACUAGGAGCACUGAGCUGUGAAAGAUUACUAGAUGCUAAGAGAUUAUAGAAAAGGGAGUUCCCAAGGCUAAGAUCACUUUACAGCACAACUGAGACUGUGACUAGUCCUUGAACCAUUAGUAAUAAUGUUCUCUGGAAUGCAUAUUAUAAAUACAAUGAGUUUUAAGCCUCACGUGAUCAUUUUUUGUCAUUGACAGUGCCUAUCUUACAUAAGAUUACCAGACAACAGGUUUAUUCCAAUGUUGGAUUAUAAUCCUUUCCUGACCUUUUUCCAUUAUAAAAGAAACAAACUAAUUUUCAACUUGAAUAGCUUUUUAUUUUCCUAUAAUGCUACCACUGCCAAAAAGGAAAAAAAAAUAGGUGAUUUUUUAGUGUCUCAUUUAGUAUUUCUUUAUAACUAGUGUUAAAGUUUUGUUAAUUUUACUGUAUACAUUUGUGAGUAGCAUUUAUUUAUUAGGAGCCUGUAGGGGCCAGAAGAAAAAGAAAAUGCAUAAAAAUCUGGCUUAGAGAAAACCACUUUUUACUUGCUUUCAUUUUUAAUUUUAUGAUAUUAACAGCUGUGUUGUUUUUUUAAAGCGUUUUUAUUUAUUUUAUUUAUUUUCAGUUUUUUAGAGAGAGCAUGUGAGGAGGGGUGAGGAGGGGUGAGAAGGGGCAGAGGGAGAGAAUCUUAAGCAGGCUCUGCGCUGGGCAUGCUCCUUUUCAGGACCCUGAGAUCAUAACCCGAGUGGAAAUCAAGAGAUGCUUAUCAGACUGAGCUACGCAGGUGCCCCAGCUAUGUUGUUUAUUGCCUGUUUUCCCCCUAUAUAAGUAUUAAUUCAACUCUUGCUUUAUUCCUUAAGUUAUAUUUAGCACCAGAAAGAAGAGAUGAACAAUUUACACAUAUAUUUUAUUCUGAAGAAUAACACUCAUUUUACAUUAACUCUAUAAAAAGCCAAUAACAACUAGGUUGUCUUUUCUCACUGUAACCAUAUUUUGCUCAUUGUCACAAUUUGGUACCACUAGUCCCAGGUAACCAUAAAGCAAGCCAAAAGGUCAGUUAAGAAACUGAGGGUGUGGUGGGGGGUGGGCGGAGGGAGCGCCUGGGUGGCUCAGUAGUUAAGCAUCUGUCUUUGGCUCAGGUCAUGAUCCCAGGGUCCUGGGAUCGAGCCCCGCAUUAGGCUCCCUGCUCCGCAGGAAGCCUUCUUCUCCCUCUCCCACUCCCCCUGCUUGUGUUCCCUCUCUCACUGUGUCUCUCUCUGUCAAAUAAAUAAAUAAAAUCUUAAAAAAAAAAACAACAAAACUGAGGGUGUGGGCUACCUGGCUGGCUCAAUCAGUAGAGCAUUCGACUCUGACUCUUGGGAUUGUGAGUUUGCAUGUAGAGAUUACUUAAAAAAAAAAAAGAAAGGGUGAAACAGCAUAGUGUAGAAAACCACUCAAAAGUAUUAAUUAGGUUGUCAUUAUUACACUCGUGUUACUGAAGAACAGUUUAGUUAUUAUAUAAUGAUCCAAUAUAAUAUAGUCUUCCCAAAUGUAGAAUAAUUCAGAUGGGCAGCCAAAUCCUCAAGAGACUACUAUAGGUGGAGUCUGUGCAGUCCAGCAGAAUACUUUCAGGAAACUGCCUACCUGUGAUUGCUAUAUAAUUUAAUAUUGGAGAUUUAGAAGCCACAGAAUUAAUGUCCAGGCCAAGAAUAUUGUGAAUUAAUGUUUUUUUAUUUCUACAGAUUAGGUUUGGCAUUAUGGCAGAUAUGCUGAUCUUGUAUAAAUUACCACAUUUUUUUGUGCUUAGUGUUGCUUGGGUGUAUAUUAGAGUGGAUUUUGUUUUUUUGGUUGUUUUUUAAAUUACUAUUGAUGAUAACAGGCGUUCAUAGCACAUGGGGUAUGGAUUAUGGGGACUUUUGUAUUAUGGGAAAUAGUUUUUAAUAUCAGUAUCACUUGAAUUAAAUUUUUUGUAUCUGGCAAGUAGAGUAGUGCUUUCAGUUUGAAAAGUUUUUAUAGAUUGGGAAAGAAGGGUAUAAUGUCUUUGUUAUCUUGAUUUGUUUAAAAACUAUUUCAGUUAGGUAAAUACCAAUCUCUUAUAAAUCUAGCACUUAAUUUUGACAUUAGCACUGUUGGCUCUCUUUAAAGAUUUUUAUUUAUCCAUUUAGAGAGAGAGAGAGCAUGUGUGAGUGGGGGCAGACAGAGAGGGAGAGAGAGAAUCUCAAGUAGAUUCCUCACUGAGCGGGGAGCCUGACAUAUAGGGCUUGAUCCCACAACCUUGAGACCACAGCCUGAGCUGGAAUCAAUAGUCAGCUGCCAGCUGAGCCACCCAGGUGGCCCAGUGUUGGUCCUCUUUAAAGGCGCUCACAGUGAGUCCUCUUGAGAAUAUAAACACAGGAAUCUUGACUUGUUGUGAGGCAGUGAGGAGCCCAGGCUCUCCCUCUUCUUUAACCUUAGGCAUGUGUAAGGGGUACCUGGCUGGCUCAGUCAGUAGAGCAUGCAACUCUUGAUCUGAGUUUGAGCCCCAUGUUGGGCAUAGAAUUUACUUAAAAAUAAAAAACAAUAACAACAACAAAAAAACCCCAGUAAAUCAUAACUUUAGGCAUGUGAACUUUUCAAAGCCUCUAUUAUUUAAUCUCUAAAACAGAGAUGAUAAUUAAUGAAUUACUAAUUCUUUGGAGAAAACACAUAGUUUGGAUUUAGAUAUGAUUUUCUAAUGACAUUGUUAGGUUAACUGUUCAAGUUUUUGAUAAAUUUAUUACUCUAUCUUAAGAACUUUGACUGUAUGUUUUUCUCCUUUUUUUUCCUGCAUCCUUUCUUUCCUUUGCCUUCCCUCCUUUUAAAAAAAAUUCUGGUUGGGGCACCUGGGUGGCUCAGUCGGUUAAGCGGCUGCCUUCGGCUCAGGUCAUGAUCCUGGGGUCCUGGGAUCAAGCCCCGCAUCCGGCUCCCUGCUCAGCGGAGAGCCUGCUUCUCCCUCUCCCUCUGCCUGCCACUCUGCCUACUUGUGCUCUCUCUCUAUCUGUCAAAUAAAUAAAUAAAAUCUUUAAAAAAAAAAUUCUGUUUACCUUAUCAUCUUUUUUAUACUUCCGCUAGUUUUUUCUCCUUUUCAUUCCUUUUAUUUUCUGCCUCUUCUGUUCCAGCUCUUCCUUUAGUUUCACCUUUACUUUGUUCAAAAGAAGCAGAGCUGUUAGUGGUAGGACCACUGCCAACUGCCUUUUUAUUAAGUGAGAUUCUGGAAGUACCUUCUGCUUUGGCCACUAUUACUUUUUUGCCAAGGUGAAGUCCCCCUGCCAUUUCAAAAUAGCUGAACAAGUUCAAGUAAUGACUGUAGCUUCUGCUAUCUUUCUGAAACCACAGGAUUCAGCAGCCAGGAUGCUCACAAAUGGGAUGGCUAUAAAUAUGAUGAAUUCAGCAGCUCAACUUGGAACAAUCAUGUCUUUUCUGUUAUAUGGAUAGAGAUUUAUACCACUUUUCUGAGAGUCUUUAAAAUCUGUUUAAAUGAGGUUUUGAAAAUUAUUUUAUCUUUUUUUUGGAGGGGGGUUUUCUUUGUUUUUAGAGGCAAAUGCUUUGAAUUAUUAGCUUUAUGUUAUCUAAAUAUUAUUUAUAAUACUUAUACUGCCUAUUUUCAGAAGGAUUUGAGGCAGCAUAUUGCCCAUAUAUUUCAGCUGUUUCUAAUUUUCUGUUGCAAACAGUAUUCUUUGGAGAAGAGCUACAGUACUUAUCUCCAAGUCUUUCUAGAGUGUAUUUGGUAUCCCUGUGCUUAGUGCUUACAGUGACACAGAGGUCAGUUGAAACGUUCCUAAUUACACUAUAGGAUUGAAUCUAGCCCCUCAGUUAAGAAAAAAAGUAAUUUUUUUACCUUUGAAUUCUGAGGCCAUUUCACUUGCUGCAAAUGUAGUUACAUUAAAUUUUAUUUUAAACUAACAUUCAGUAAGGAAUGCAACCAGGGAAGAUCUGCUAAACUGUGCCAUUAUUUGAGAAACUAUUACAAUAUAAUAACAACUCCUUCUUUCUAUGAAGUUUUACUAGAUGGAAGAAAAAUUCCAAGGCUAUAACAUUGCAAUCUUAUUCUUUUUAUCUAGAAAAAUAAAAUAGAAUAUUAGGCUUCAGACCCAACUGUGCAAAUUGCAUUUGCUUUCCAUCUUUUACUACCUCUGUGUCAUAAUUUUAACACAUAACAUAGAACUCCUGUCUCUUAGGCAGUUACCAUAUGGUGUUUAUGUCAGACUGGAUAUAUUUAUCUAAUUUUGUGAGAUUCUUUUUUAGCUCCCAACACAGUUCUUGAAAGUAAUACUGCUGUUGUUACACUUUCUCCUUACAAUUUUUAUGUUGUUGAGAUGUAUCAGUUAUAUAUUAUAAUCAUGAAAGUCUUUUGGCCUCAAACCCAAGUUUUCUUUGUGGCCUAGGAUAGAUUUUUCACAAAAACUGCAUAGUUAUAGCUGUGAUUACAUAGAUUUUUAAUUUGCUUUACAGUUACCACUCAGCACGAUUCUAGGUUUUUAAUUAUGUUCCAGCACUACUAGUUUUCUCAGUGUAACUUAAAAUCAUAACUACUUUGACAAUUUACUUUCAGAUCUGAUAUAUGAUUCAUUUUCUUCUUUAAUAUACUUUGUGUUUACUUUCUCAUCCCCAUUAGGUUCAACACAUUAGAGACACCCCACAUAAUUGGCUCUGGUUAAAGACUUCAUAAGUAAUGAUUCAAAUAUGUUUAGGAUGGUUUAUAUAUGGUCAAAUUGGAAAAACUUUUAUAAAAUGGAAUAAUAGGGAUGUGUUUUGAGAGCUUUGUUGAAACUAUUAAUAUGUAAAAUAAAAAUUAAAAGAAUAUUCAAUCAGAAGAACAUUAUGAAGUAUUUCUCAGCUGUUUGGAAAGAAAGUAGAUUUAGAACUUUAUGUAAAAAUUCUAGGUCAAGUAAAAAAACAAUCCUCGUGUGGAUUAGACCCUUUUAAUCAUUUAUUUUGUUUUAUAAGCAUUCCUAUUUAUUUUUAAUUUAGUGAGGCUGAUACUGAGAUGGCCUGUCUAUAGCAAUGUCAGACCACCCCUCUACUUCUCAAAGAAAAACAGUUUGUUUUAAAAUUUCUUUUUUGAGAACAUGAAUUGUGUAAUAAGUGUAUAGUAUACUGAAAAAUGCCUACCUAGUAUUUAUAGCAGUUAAGUGUAGUUAUAAUAAGUUUUCUAAUUUCUCAUUUUAGUAAUCAUUUCUGGAGUACCUAGAAUGUGUCAGCCAGAGCUUUUCCUAUAUUAUUCCUUUUAAUCCUCAUAGCAGUCCUACAAAGAAGGUUUUAUAUAUUAUACGCAUUUUACAGAGGAGGAAAUCAGGGCUUAAAGGCUGAAGUGACUUGCCUAGAGUCACACAGUCUGUGCACAAGCAUGUCUUGCUUCAAAAGCAGUUUUUUUUUUUCCACUACAACAUGCUAGUUUCACAUCUUCAAAAAAUUUUCUCCAUUAAAAUUCAAGCCUUACUAAAAUAAAUUUAAAAUACGUUUUAGACAGUUAUUUCUAUGAAUAGGCACUGGGACAUAACAAAGAACUUCCAAUACUGUGAAACAAGAUUUGUCUAAUGGCUAUGACCUCCAGAGCUGUGCUGGGUUUUUAUUAUUGGUCCAGGACAGUUUAAAACAUCUUACUGAUUUGUAGUUUCUUAUAAGAGGUUAUAUUAUAAGCAGUAGCAUAGUGAUGAAGGGCCCAGAGUCUGGGGUCAGAUUUCCUAAGUUCAAAUCCCAGCUCUGUGUCACCUCGGGCAAGUUAAUUAAUCUGUUUUGGUUUUCUCAUCUGUAAAUUGGAUUUAAUAGUAGUGUUUAACUCAUGAGUUGUUUAUUAGGAUUUAAAUAGUGUUAUAAAGCACUGUCCCUGGCACCUAGGUUGAUGUUACGUAAAUAAAAUACACUCUGAUACACAAGACAUGAGCACAAAACCUAUGCCUUCUCACAAGACCGCUUUUUUGCCUUUUAUUGGACAACCACUGUGUAUUAAUUAAGACUACUGUAUGCUCAUAACUGUCCUUUCUAUAUGCAUAAAGUCACUGGGAGCUCUUAGGUGCUUAUAGCUACAUACAUGAAAAAAUACAAAACUAUGUAUAAAGUACUCCUGUCCUUGAUGUUUUAGUUUCCCUUGUUAGGCAUUCGGUUAGUCUCUGUCCUCAUGUAAUUUAGUUUUGAAGGAAAUACAGAUCUUUAACAAGUGUACAAAGUACUGUGAUAGAAAGUACAGAGAUCUAUGGGAUCACAAAGUAGUAUGGCCUAGUCUUCUGUGGCUUAGGGUAUUCUUACUGCUAGUAUUCAGAAGGAAAAUCAAUUUAAAAAAAAAGAAAUAGCCUGAUGGUAGAGGUAGGAUUUUCAAUGGGCCCUGAUGGGUAGGUAGGUUUUUACAUGGGUCCAAAGGAUCUUGGAGGAUAUCUCAGGUAAAAACAAAUAAUGUAAGCAAGGAGUACUGUGAAAUAUGAGGUACAUUUCAGUGUGUGUGAAACAAGGUUGACUAUAAGGGACUGAGGCCCAUUGAUGAAAUUCUUUUGAGAUCCAAGCAGACUAGAUUUCAGAUGGCAGGAGCUUGGAGUGAUUAUUUUGGGGAGUAAAUUAUGAAACUAAGGAAGAUAAACUUGUAGUUGUAAGCAGUUGAAGGAAUACAGAGCAGGGAAAGCUGAGGUAGAAGCUGUAUGCAAUUUUCCUGCUGUGUGGUCAUGAUGAAGGAUUGAGAAGCUGAGGCUUUCCCAGUCACACUGGGAAAGCAUAUGAUUCUGUGUAUUAUGGCUGGAUUAAAGAUUGUUGAUAAGAGUACGCCAUGUGUGGAUGAGGAGUACAUUGGUGUCAGCACUGUCAAAAACAGUUUAAUUGUGGAAAGGAAUUGGGA
Mirounga angustirostris (Northern elephant seal) is the source of this 14970-nucleotide messenger RNA. RefSeq names its product MON2 homolog, regulator of endosome-to-Golgi trafficking (gene MON2). The record is from RefSeq and is a predicted model, not a curated record. Bases 922 to 5862 code for a protein of 1646 amino acids. The transcript has 37 exons. NCBI's taxonomy places the organism in Eukaryota, Metazoa, Chordata, Mammalia, Carnivora, Phocidae.